Messenger RNA from Sander lucioperca (pikeperch), 1054 nucleotides. RefSeq names its product brain-specific homeobox (gene bsx). Bases 116 to 796 code for a protein of 226 amino acids. Gene Ontology annotation, biological process: regulation of DNA-templated transcription. The record is from RefSeq and is a predicted model, not a curated record. The transcript has 3 exons. Gene Ontology annotation, molecular function: DNA-binding transcription factor activity, RNA polymerase II-specific; DNA binding. NCBI's taxonomy places the organism in Eukaryota, Metazoa, Chordata, Actinopteri, Perciformes, Percidae.
AGUGUCCCUCUCUGAUCCCACACAGGGCUCAUUCUAAGCCCGGAGACUUGUGGAGAAGAGGCCGAUGCUGAUGCAGCUUUUAAAGGCAGGAAAAUAACAAAGCCAAACUGACACCAUGAGUAUGAACUACGCGUCUGCGGCGCCCACGCACAGGUCCACGUCGUUUUUCAUUGAGGACAUCUUAUUGCACAAACCCAAGCCGCUGAGAGAGGUCCUUCCCUCGCCGUUCUGCAGCUCCCUGGCCUCCCGGAUGCCCCUCCUGGAGUAUGGAUACCCACUGAUGCCAACCCCAAUACUGGCGCCACAUCCGCACCAUGCUCUACACAAGCCAGAGCAUCAUCAGUACUUCUUCACUUCUGGGAUGCAGAUGCCAACCUUGUUCCAGCACCACGCAGAGCUACCGGGGAAGCACUGCAGACGCCGGAAGGCCCGGACGGUCUUCUCCGACUCGCAGCUGUCUGGCCUGGAGAAGAGGUUCGAAAUCCAGCGGUACCUGUCCACACCGGAGAGAGUGGAGCUGGCCACGGCGCUCAGCCUGUCCGAGACACAGGUAAAAACGUGGUUUCAGAACCGGCGGAUGAAGCACAAGAAGCAGCUGCGGAAGGCGCAGGACGAGCGGAAGCCCGCCGGGGAGCAGGACCCAUCCGCGGACAACUCCAGCGGCAGCGAGCUGAACGACGGGAGCGCGGAGGAGCGGAAACACGGCCUGGAGCCGGACUCGUACCUGCUGGAGGAAAACGACGACGACGACGUGGAUAUCGAGGAAGACAUUUGUUCCCCGGAUCAUCUACUAUAGUAGGCUGCACAUUGUUUUAUAAGCAGCGACUUCCACACUGUAAAUGCUCUGUAGAUAACACUGCCCCCCCCUCCCAUUACACACAUACUGUAUAUAUAGGCUAGAUAACUGUUUUAAAACAAGGGGGAUAAUAUACAAUACUAUGUUCAUAUUUAUUCAAACAUGCAAAGCGGGCCCAUUGAUUUUUAACAAUUGCCCCUUUACCUCUAUGCUGAAUUUUGGUGUUGUUAGUCUGACAAAACACAGAAUAUAUCACGC